AUGGUUUUUGCUUCUAAAAAAGUACUCCAACAAAUGAAAUUAUUGGAGAAACAAAAACAUACUAAUCAAAUUUAUAAAGUUGUUCUUACUGGUGGACCAUGUGGUGGUAAAACAACUGGACAAGAACGUCUUGAAUCAUUUUUUAAUUCUAUUGGUUGGACUGUAUUAAAGGUUCCUGAAGCUGCUACAACAUUAAUGAGUGGUGGUAUUAGAUUUGGAAAUUUAAGUGAUAGAGGAAAAGUUAUAUUUCAGGAGGAACUUGUACAAACAUUAUUACGUUUAGAAACUGUAUAUUUUAGAUUAGCAGAGGAGUAUGUUGAGAAGUCAAAUGUUUUAGUUAUAUGUGAUCGUGGAGCAAUGGAUCCAUCAGCUUACAUGUCAAGAGAGGAAUGGGAAGAGAUGUGUAAAAGAAUUAAUGUUGAUACAUUUCAUUUACGUGAAACACGUUAUAAUCAAAUUAUUCAUAUGGUAACAGCAGCUGAUGGAGCAGAAAAAUUUUAUACACAAUCAAAUAAUUCAACUAGAAGUGAAGGAAUUGAAGAAGCAUUAAGACAGGAACAAUUAACAAGAAAAGCAUGGAUAGGACAUCCAUAUCUUGAUGUAAUUAAUAAUAAUGAUUGUGAUACAUUUGAAGAUAAAAUUUUAACAAUGAUACAAGCUAUAUGUAAAAGAAUUGGUAUUAAAGCUGGUGAUAGAUUAGAUAAAAAUACUAAAAAACGAAAAUGGUUAAUAUCAUCAUUUGAUGAAAAAAAUUUUGUUGAUUAUAUUCCAUUUGCUGUAUCUCAUAAUUAUUUAAAAAUGGUUGGUGAAGAAGAAAAUGUACAAAUAAGAUUAAGAAAACGUGGUAAUGGUAAAAAAGUAACAUAUACAUUAACAAAAAGUGAAAAUAAAUCAGGAGAAAGAAUAGAAACAAUAUGGCAAUUAAAUCAUAGAGAAUAUGAUAAUUUUAUGAAGUUACGUGAUAUAGAACGAUGUACAUUAUAUAAACAAAGAAGAUGCUUUAAUUAUGGUAACCAAUAUUUUCAUUUAGAUAUUUAUGUACCACCAUUACCAGAGACAUGUUGUGGUAAAACAUUAAUGAUUCUUGAAACAUAUACAACAAAACCAUCAUUUAGUGAUGAACCAGAAUUACCAAAUUUUAUGAAUGUUGUUAAAGAAAUUACUGGAAAUAAAGAAUAUUCAAUGUAUAAUUUAUCUAAAAAAAAUGGUAAACCACUAGAUUUAUAG
Molecule: messenger RNA, 1227 nt
Organism: Strongyloides ratti
Lineage: Eukaryota; Metazoa; Nematoda; Chromadorea; Rhabditida; Strongyloididae
Product: CYTH-like domain and P-loop containing nucleoside triphosphate hydrolase domain-containing protein
Exons: 2
Coding region: 1-1227 (408 amino acids)
Biological process (GO): photoreceptor cell maintenance
Molecular function (GO): phosphatidylinositol binding; GTP binding; phosphatidic acid binding
Source: RefSeq, a predicted model, not a curated record